UUCGCCUCAACUGACGACGCGCCAGUCGUCCAUCCGACAUGACCGCACGCGCGUUUUCUUGCGCUCGUCAAACCUUCGUCGUCAUUUCGCUCUCGUUCAGCCACCGUCGCUUUUCGUGUUUUUCUUUGGUGCGCGCAGGAUAAUAAACCAACACCAAGAGACUUUCCGCAUGCUGUAACAUCACAAGGCGUUUUUUUUUCACACAAGGAAUCCAAAAUGGGGUUCGGUUCCAAAGAUGAGUGGUGUGGAACCAUCGUCAAGUACAGCAUGUUUUUGUCCAAUUUUAUCAUAUUCAUUGGAGGCAUUGUAUUGGUGGCCAUAUCAGUGUAUACGCUGUACGAUAAGUCAUUCAUCAAAGAACUUUUAGGCACCAACUUGUUCACAGGAGCCGUGUAUAUAUUAAUCGUAGCAGGCAUUUUAUUGUCACUUCUUUCAUUCUUGGGAUGCGCUGGAGCUGUCAAAGAAGUCAAGUGUAUGCUACUGACGUAUUUCAUAAUUCUGUUCAUUAUAUUCAUCGUGAUGCUCGUUGGAGGGAUAUUAUGUUACGUGUUCAGGCAAAGGGUGCAGACGACUAUGCAACAAGAGAUGCUCAGGACCAUAAGGUUCUAUGGUGACGACCGGGCCAUAACUAGAGCUUGGGACGACCUCCAAGAAGGAUUACACUGUUGUGGGGUCACUGGCUACGAUGACUGGAGGCAGCACAGGAUUGGCGGAAUCAUUCCCAGCAGCUGUUGUCAAGAGAUCAACGGAAAGAAACAACCAUGCAAUCUGAGUUUCCAAGCGAGCCUACAGAUAUACAAUACCGGCUGCUUGAAUGUGACCACUGCUUUCAUGAAGGACCACGCGACUACUGUCGGGACCGUUGGUAUAGCCGUGUCACUGUUCCUAUUAUUUGGAUUGGCAUUUUCAUGUGCAUUGUUCAUGAUGAUCGUUUAGAAUAUUAGAUGACAUUUAUAGAAAAGCAAAGAGUUCAUCGUCUUGGAAAACAAUGUUAAAAUAGCCAUUUAAGUAGGGAAAAAAAGGUCAUAUAAAUUAUUUUCAAUACAUUUGCCAUUAUGAACCAAAUUAUCGUCGUCGGUAAUCUGGCGACAACAUAAUUAUACAUUCAUAUAUUUUAUAUUAUAAUAUUAUGGUAUAGUGUAUACACCAUAUAU
This is a messenger RNA of Myzus persicae (green peach aphid), 1154 nucleotides long. RefSeq names its product CD151 antigen. Gene Ontology annotation, cellular component: membrane. The record is from RefSeq and is a predicted model, not a curated record. Lineage: Eukaryota; Metazoa; Arthropoda; Insecta; Hemiptera; Aphididae. Bases 217 to 936 code for a protein of 239 amino acids. The transcript has 7 exons.